UGAGAAAUCUAUCGAGAAAUAGAUUUUAAACCAUAUUGAACAAGCUUUCUACUGAAAUGUUGUUGCUUCUUUGGUUUAUCUUGAUUAUUCUGACAUUAGGCCAAGCAAGCUAUGAUCACUACCGUCUCCCUAAAGCUUUGCAGCCGCAGCAUUACAAUUUGCGUGUUUUAACACACUUGGAAAAUGUAGCACGGCCAUGUUUUUCCGGUGAAGUGGAAAUCGAGCUGCGUGUAUUGCAGCCCACAAAAAAUAUAACUUUGCAUGCUGCUUCGCGCCUUCAACUGAACUCAAAUCGCACAAACUUGUAUUACUUGCAUGAGGAUGGCACUAAGUCGAAGAUAGCUGUAAAAACUGUGGAACGCAACUCGAAAUAUGAUUAUUAUAUACUGAUGCUGUGCAAAGUACUGGAACGGGGACACAUUUAUUUGCUGCACAUGCAGUUCUUUGCCCAUUUCGAGGCUGGUAUGUCUGGUUAUUAUGCCAGCUCAUACAAGGAUCAGAACAGCAAUAAAACAAGAUAUUUAUCGGUGACACAGUUUGAACCCGCUUAUGCACGUGCCGCAUUUCCCUGCUUCGAUGAGCCGGCAUUCAAGGCUACAUUUAAUAUUACGCUAGGACAUCCCAGGAAAUACGUUGCUCUGAGUAAUAUGCCCAUCACGAAGAAGUUUCCCAUGUCUGGGCGCAGGAACUGGUUGUGGACAAUAUUUGAGCAAACGUUGCCCAUGCCCUCGUAUUUGGUUUGCUAUAGCGUAAACGAUUUUGCGAGUAUCACAUCGCGAAAUGGCUUAAGUGUUGCGAAGUUUACCACCUGGGCACGAGCUUCGGCCAUUGGGCAGUGCAAAUAUGCUGCGGAGAUUGCUCCACGGCUAUUGGCCUAUUACGAACGAAUGUUCGACAUAGACUAUCCUCUGCCCAAAGUAGACCAACUUGCAGUGCCGGACUUUAGUGCUGGAGCAAUGGAAAAUUGGGGCCUCAUCACCUACCGCGAGGCGGCGUUGUUUUAUGCUCCAGAAGCCUCCUCUGAGGUGGACAAGCAGCGUGUGGCGAAUAUCAUUGCCCAUGAGCUAGCCCAUCAAUGGUUCGGGAAUCUGGUCACAAUGAAGUGGUGGAAUGAUCUAUGGCUCAAUGAGGGCUUCGCUACCUAUGUAGCCACUUUGGGCAUGCAAAAGCUGUGCAGCAAGUGGCACGCUUAUGCAGAGGAGUCGCUGGAUAACAUUUUGGUAGUACUUAACUCCGAUGCGUACUACAGCACACGUGCCAUUUCCCAGUCGGUGAGCCGUGCUAGUCAGUUUGCGGAGCAGUUUGAUCCCAUUACCUAUCGCAAGGGUGCGGUCAUCAUUCGUAUGAUGCACAUGUUUAUCGGCGACACAACCUUCCGGCAUGGACUGAAUUGCUAUCUGAAGCGGCACGCUUACAGCAACGCAGAUCAAAAUGAUCUUUGGCGUUCACUUUCGGAUGCUGCACAUGAAUUUGGUAGUUUGCCCGAGAAUCUGGAGGUACGAACGAUCAUGGACACUUGGACGCUGCAAGCUGGCUACCCACUGAUCACAGUACAACGCGACUAUGUGAGGAACAUAAUCUCUAUCAAUCAGAGAAGGUUUCUCAUGCAAGGCAUGGACAGAAACAAUUUAAUUUCCAAGGAAUGUUGGUUUGUCCCAAUAAGCUAUACUUUUGGGAGCAUGGCCAAUUUUACAGCCACGGAACCACAAGUUUGGUUGCAAUGCGAUAGCCAAGGUAAAAAUAUGCCUCUCGAGAUUAGAUCGCCGCUCUGUGCUGAAGAGAAUCAAUGGCUUAUCCUUAACCUUCAACUAACUGCACCUUUCCGGGUCAACUAUGACACCAGCAACUGGAAACUCAUAAUUAAAACAUUGCAGGGUGCAGAUUUCCGGCGUAUUCAUACCAUGAACCGUGCCCAGCUCAUUAUUGAUGCUUUGGCUUUGUCUUGGAACGGUCAUUUAUGUUACAAAGUUUCCUUAGAUCUGAUAAAGUAUAUCAAGCAGGAGCAUGCUUAUAUGCCUUGGCACGCGGCCUUGGAUCACUUGUCGGCCAUCUACCGGAUAAUUAAACAAACCUCAGACUUUGCGCUGUUUCAGCAGCCUUAGCCACAGCGAUUUAUGAAUGAUUUGCUGAGACCGAUUUACGUUUAUCUUGGUGGAAUGGAAACAGAGUCAAAUGCUCGUCAUAUUGCCCACAAGACAUUGAUC
Drosophila guanche is the source of this 2204-nucleotide messenger RNA. RefSeq names its product aminopeptidase N-like. The record is from RefSeq and is a predicted model, not a curated record. The transcript is spliced from 4 exons. Bases 57 to 2102 code for a protein of 681 amino acids. Gene Ontology annotation, molecular function: peptide binding; zinc ion binding; metalloaminopeptidase activity. Gene Ontology annotation, biological process: peptide catabolic process; proteolysis. Lineage: Eukaryota; Metazoa; Arthropoda; Insecta; Diptera; Drosophilidae. Gene Ontology annotation, cellular component: cytoplasm.